AUGUCUGGAGACGACCAAGCCCCGUCGAACGAUGCCCAGCAGGCCAUCAAGGCUCUCGACGGCGGCUCCAUCCACAAGAUUACUUCUGGACAGGUUGUCGUCGAUAUUCAAACGGCGGUGAAGGAGCUUGUGGAGAACAGUCUUGAUGCGGGGGCCACAAGUAUCGAGGUCCGUUUCAAAGAAUACGGCCUGGAUUCGUUUGAAGUCAUAGAUAACGGUAGUGGAAUCCGCUCAGAUGACCACGAAUCCAUUGCACUCAAGCACCACACCUCCAAGCUCGCCUCCUUCACCGACCUCGAAAGUGUCGCCACCUUCGGUUUUCGCGGCGAGGCCCUCUCCUCCCUUUGCGCCCUCGCAGACGCCGUAUCCGUCACGACCGCGACCGCGGCAGACGUGCCCGUCGGCACCGUGCUCGAGUUCGAGCGUUCAGGCAAGCUCAAGGACAAGAAAGGCCGAGCGGCGCGCCAGCGCGGGACCACCGUCGUCGUCGCAGGCCUGUUCAAGCCUCUGCCAGUGCGGAGGAAGGAGCUGGAGAGGAACGCGAAGCGGGAGUACGCGAAGGCGCUUGCGCUGUUGCACUCGUAUGCGCUGGUGCCAUGCGCGAAGGAGAAUGCGGGAGUGCGGCUGACGGUGACGAACACUGUGAAUGGGUAUGUCAAGAGCGCGCAGCUGCGGACCGACGGGAGCGCCUCGAGGCGCGCAAGCGUGUCUUCGAUCUGGGGCCCGAAGACUCUCGAGAGCCUCGUUGAUCUUAAUCUCACCUUCGAUGUCGAGCCCGAGGCCGCGAUGUUGCGGAGGCUGGGGAAGUCGGCAGACGAAGAGAACGCCAACCAAGUCCACGUGCGCGGCUUGAUCUCGAAGUUCGUCGUCGGAAGUGGGCGGACAGGGACGGACCGGCAGUUCUUCUUCGUCAACGGACGGCCAUGCGCGCCGUCGAAGGUCCAGAAGGCCUUCAACGAAGUCUAUCGCACCUUCAAUGCCACGCAGUCCCCGUUCGUCAUCGCGGACUUUAUCUUGCCGGCCAACUCGUUGGACAUCAACGUCAGCCCAGACAAGCGCACCAUCCUGCUUCACAGCGAGAACAACCUCGUUCAGGCGCUUAAGAAUACCCUCGAGGAGACGUACGCACUCGCGCGAGCCACCUUCGAUGUCAGCGCGUCGCAGGCCCUGCCAAUUACACAGGCCCCCCGCAAACCCGAGCCCACCUCGCAGACACAAGCGCCGACCGACAAGACCCCGCUCUUCCUCCCAGUCGACACCACCGAUCCCCCAGCCUCAUCCCCCGCGCGCCCAGCAGGGCCCCAUGUCAAGGAAGAAGACGAGGAGGCCUCGAUCGCUUUCGGUGAACCCACUUUGCUUCUAUCGGAAGCGGAGGAGACGUCUACGACCGGUCGGGCUUCUAGCGUCAGGGGCGGGGUCGGGGUCGGGGGCGUCUCUGUCCGGAGAAACAGCGAGCUUGAGUCUGCCGAGAACGGGGUAGGCGGCCCCGAGGAGGGUCCGGGCGAUCUGCGGGGCUGCAGCGACAAAAACUCUCUUCGAGGGCCGGCGGAGGCGGACGAAGAGACUGAGGAGGAUGAAGCGCCGGUCGGGGCGAAGACGAAGACGAGGGGCAAGAGCCGUCCAACAUCGGUCGUCCCAGCGGCGAAGAAGGCGACUCUGCCUGCUCCCACCCCCAAAUCUGGCACGAUGCGUCCUCUGUCCCGGGACAGUGACCUUGACGACGAGCCCGUACCUGCUGUGCGGCGCCCUGCUGUCGCCCGUUCUGCGCAGGUAUCCGGCGCUGGAGGCGAGCAGAUGGUCCUGAGCACCAUGGGAACGUCGUGGAGCCUGCGGAGGCGGUCAGAUGAACUGGUUGCGGAGCGCCCGCGGAAAAAGACGAAGCUGGGUGGAGAGGGGGGGAGGGAAGCACGGCUGGGUCUACGAUCCACGUUAAGGGACUACGCGGCGCUGGGGAGUCAGCCGCGCGUGGAGGACGUGGAGAUGGAGGAGGGGGAGGAGGAGGAGGAGGAGGCGGGCGAGGAGCACACAGAGGAAGAAGAUACGCGAGGCCAGGAAGCAGAAAGUCCUCACGAAGAACCGCAGUCCCUGGGACUGUCCCCGGAAGACGACGACGUCGGUUCCGAGCCCCUAGAGGACAUCGUGGGGGAACCCCCGGAUACGGAGCCAAGCGAGUUCGAUGAGCCGAUGGAGCAGGACGGGCCCCCGGGCGCGGAGGAUAUCGUCACCCAUUCAGAGAACGAGGCGGACGAGAACGUGCGGCCCACGCACUCCAACAUCACGCAGAACCACCCCCGCCCAGCGUUCUCAGGCAUUGAUGACGAAGUCGUGCGCACCGACGAUCGCCAGGAUAUGACCCUCACGUUCAACGCGGCGCGGGUCGUGGACUUGUGGAACACACUCCAGGCGCGACUUGCCGACGCCGCUUAUGGGGGUAUGGCUACCGCUGCGGACGGGGACGGUGAAGGUGGUGCAGCUGGGCCUGUGGCCGACGACGACGAGGCGACGCAGACACUGUCGCGGGUGAUCGACAAGGCGGACUUUGCGGAGAUGGAGAUCGCAGGCCAGUUUAAUCUGGGGUUCGUCAUCGUCCGCCGGCGCAAGCCUCGCACCCCGGACGACGAUUCCUCUGCCACAGAUGUGGGUAUGGACGACCUCUUUAUCGUCGACCAGCACGCGGCGGACGAGAAGUACAACUUCGAGACCUUGCAGAGGACGACUAAGAUCGACUCGCAGAAGCUCUUCGCCCCUCAGGUGCUGGAGCUCACGGCAGCCGACGAGGUCGUGGCGCUUGAGAACAUCGACGUGCUCCGGCAGAACGGAUUCGAGCUCGAUGUCUCCGAAGACCGCCCCGCAGGACAGCGCAUGCACUUGACUGCGCAGCCGAUGAGUAAAGGGACAACGUUUGACAUGAAAGAUCUCGAAGAACUGCUCCACCUCAUGCACGAUCGCCCCGCAGGGCAGAUGGUCCGGUGCUCCAAAGCCCGCGCCAUGUUCGCCAUGCGUGCCUGCAGGAAGAGCGUAAUGAUUGGGACCGCGCUUAGUCGGCGACAGAUGACGUCCGUCGUCCAGCACAUGGGCACGAUGGACCAGCCGUGGCACUGUCCCCAUGGCCGACCCACGAUGCGUCACCUCUCGGACAUACGCGGCCUUGGAUGGGAUCGUCGUGCGCCGUCGGGACGGACAGUCGACUGGGCAGCAUUCGGCCGUACCCUCGCCGCCGCUUCGGACGCUUGA
This is a messenger RNA of Epithele typhae, 3234 nucleotides long. Its product is annotated as DNA mismatch repair protein MutL. Gene Ontology annotation, molecular function: mismatched DNA binding; ATP hydrolysis activity; ATP-dependent DNA damage sensor activity. Gene Ontology annotation, biological process: mismatch repair. Lineage: Eukaryota; Fungi; Basidiomycota; Agaricomycetes; Polyporales; Epitheliaceae. The transcript has 10 exons. The coding region runs from base 1 to 3234 and encodes 1077 amino acids. Gene Ontology annotation, cellular component: MutLalpha complex. The record is from RefSeq and is a predicted model, not a curated record.